This is a messenger RNA of Ochotona curzoniae (black-lipped pika), 575 nucleotides long. It is a transcript of the gene ATP5ME, whose product is annotated as ATP synthase membrane subunit e. The record is from RefSeq and is a predicted model, not a curated record. The transcript is spliced from 4 exons. Gene Ontology annotation, biological process: proton motive force-driven ATP synthesis. Gene Ontology annotation, molecular function: proton transmembrane transporter activity. NCBI's taxonomy places the organism in Eukaryota, Metazoa, Chordata, Mammalia, Lagomorpha, Ochotonidae. Bases 290 to 499 code for a protein of 69 amino acids.
GUGGACGGCGCCAUGGGCAGUCCUGGCCGCUCUCGGCCCCGACCCCAACCCCGGCCACGCACACCCGCCCUGGGAGCUCGAGCCGAACCCAGGUCAGCGCCGCCAAGGACCCUACGCUUGCUUAACCGGACCCACGCUCCCGCCCUCUGCGCUUGCACACCCAGACGGCGCCCCCCCCGUCCUUCGGGCUGCGCAUGCGCGCGCCCCGCCCACACUAGUGCCAGCGCAGCCUCCCUUGAGGUUGCCUCGCUCUGCGGAUUGUGCUUCCGGUGCGAAGGUCACGGACAAGAUGGUGCCGCCGGUGCAGGUGUCCCCGCUCAUCAAGCUCGGCCGCUACUCGGCACUGUUCCUCGGCGUGGCCUAUGGAGCCAAGCGACACAGUUACCUGAAGCCGCGCGCGGAGGAGGAGAGGAGGGUAGCUGCGGAAGAGAAGAAAAAGCAGGACGAACUGAAGCGCAUCGCGAGGGAGCUGGCCGAAGAUGAAAGCAUCCUGAAGUGAGAAAGGGUCAUCUGGAGCCUCAGGAACCAAUAAAGCUCCGACACCUGGAACCUGCUCCUGAAUAAAGAUCGGACAC